This is a messenger RNA of Zingiber officinale, 873 nucleotides long. Its product is annotated as zinc finger protein 1-like. The transcript has a single exon. The record is from RefSeq and is a predicted model, not a curated record. Bases 288 to 737 code for a protein of 149 amino acids. Gene Ontology annotation, molecular function: DNA-binding transcription factor activity. Lineage: Eukaryota; Viridiplantae; Streptophyta; Magnoliopsida; Zingiberales; Zingiberaceae.
ACCAUCUGAAAAUGUUUCUGAAUUCAGUCUGCAAAUCGAUAAAUCGAUGGCUGUUCAUCCCAAAGAUCGCUACAAAAGCACCACUGCUGAUCGCUUUUCUUCCUCCACCCAGCUCGAACCAUCCCAAUCCGUGGUGGUGUUAUGGUGUUCUUAUCCUCUUGCUUCCAAACGUGCAUGUGUCUCUUGUCACCUUGCGCCUCGGAUUAUAUUUCUGCUGCUGCGAUCCUGAUUAAUUCUCCUCGAGUAGGUUUUGUAGCUCGAUCGCCUACCUGAAGUAGAGACUAGAGAUGGAAUCGCCUCCUCCGCCCGCCGUGGAUCUCUCCCUCACCUUGUCAUCGUCGUCGUCGCUGCCGCCGCCGCCGCCGCCGCCAUUGCGGGACGCCGUCCGCCUCUUCCCCUGUCUCUUCUGCAACAAGAAGUUCCUCAAGUCGCAGGCGCUCGGGGGUCACCAAAACGCCCACAAGAAGGAGCGGAGCACCGGGUGGUGGCAUUCGAAUUCCUACCUGCACCUCCGGCCGCCACUGCUGGCGCCCGCCGCAUUCUCCGGCGACCACUUCCGCCACUGCCAGGGGUCCUUCUUCCCCGUAGCCUCCCACUCGUGCAGGCCGGCAAGCGAGACCGUCGACUUCCUCAAUUGGCAGAGAGCAUCGCACUGCCCCCAGACUGCUGCUGCUGCUGCUGCAGCUGCUCCGGACGAAGACAGAGCCGCCUUGUUCGAUCUAUCCUUGAAACUUUAGACUGUCCUUUAAUUUGAUUGUUGUCACUUCACUUCACUUCGCUUUGCUUCUGUUCUUGCUCCUGUACGACGAUGUCCGUCUGAAACACGAAAGGCCGCGGCAGAGGCAGCGCGCUGUGCGCGGGCUUUGUUUUGGA